This is a messenger RNA of Haemonchus placei, 699 nucleotides long. The record is from the annotation of a GenBank genome assembly. NCBI's taxonomy places the organism in Eukaryota, Metazoa, Nematoda, Chromadorea, Rhabditida, Trichostrongylidae.
AUGGUUAUUUCUUACACUUCCUCUGUGCACAAGUGGCUUGACAAUGCCGAACAGAAUGACCCGAAUGCUGAAGAGAGGAGGGUGUUAGAUCUCCGACGUUCACUUCCAGCGAGCGCUCGUGAGAUUGCUGUUAUUCACAAUCCUAAUGGACCAGAUCUACUUGCUGCCCAGUUCAAGUUGGCUUCAUAUCUACGUCGCUUUAUAGCCGAAGUAAUUGAUUUCAUAUUCGCUUUCUUUAUCAAACUCAUGCUGGUAUACUAUCUUGUGGAAAUGGAAUUAGUGGACCUUAGUCGAUUUGACAAACUUCUUGGAAACGAGGCUGAUCUUCAAACGCUUGUGGAUGUCACCCAGGAACUGUUUCCAUUGGAAUUACUAGGGAAGUUGGCUUGCAGCUUUUUGGAGGCGCUUUGUUUGUCGCAAUCGGUAUUUCCUCGCUUUUUCGGGCAAACACCCGGGAAAUACAUCAUGCGCGUUCGAGUUAUUGAGUGUGGUAGUGUUACACCUGUAGCAGGAGCGCCUCCAGAUGUUGUACGUGUUACUGGCGUGCUGUCCGUACCGUUCAAAUCGGCAAUUUUGCGGUCAAUGCUGAAAAACAUCCUGAUCAACUCGCUAGUGCCAUUCAGUACAGUGGCUUUUGCAUUCAAUCACAACCGUGCCAUCUACGAUAUUCUCGCAAGGACAAUCGUUAUUGUUGAUUGA